AUGCUCCAAGAUUGGGUGUGGAUGCCGAAGACCAGUCAUGUAUGGUACGCCUUCAUGGAGGAGCUCAGGGGUGUCUGUGGUUUUGGAUUCGUGUGGUGGUGGCGGUAUUGCUUCUGUGGUAUGCACGAUGGAAACGAACAAGAGAGUUUGCUGAGUUCGAGUUCCACGGCGCUGAAACAGAAGAGAAACAAUUUCAAAGGCGUAUCCCCCGUAGACUUCGGUUAUUUUGGUUUGGUUUGUUUUUUUCAUCUGAAUCUUUUUAUUUGCAUGGUGGUGGCUGCAGCUUUUGCUACCACCUGA
Trypanosoma grayi is the source of this 300-nucleotide messenger RNA. RefSeq lists its product as hypothetical. The coding region runs from base 1 to 300 and encodes 99 amino acids. Lineage: Eukaryota; Euglenozoa; Kinetoplastea; Trypanosomatida; Trypanosomatidae. The record is from RefSeq and is a predicted model, not a curated record. The transcript has a single exon.